This is a messenger RNA of Chrysochloris asiatica (Cape golden mole), 1141 nucleotides long. RefSeq names its product solute carrier family 25 (mitochondrial carrier; ornithine transporter) member 15 (gene SLC25A15). The transcript is spliced from 6 exons. The record is from RefSeq and is a predicted model, not a curated record. Gene Ontology annotation, biological process: mitochondrial L-ornithine transmembrane transport. Bases 72 to 977 code for a protein of 301 amino acids. Gene Ontology annotation, molecular function: L-ornithine transmembrane transporter activity. Lineage: Eukaryota; Metazoa; Chordata; Mammalia; Afrosoricida; Chrysochloridae.
GGAUAUGAAAAGCCCAUCCUAAGUGCCACGGAUUGCCUUCCACCAAGACUAUCAGGCCCCAGAGUGUGAACAUGAAGUCCAAUCCUGCUAUCCAAGCUGCCAUCGACCUCACAGCAGGCGCUGCAGGGGGUACCGCAUGUGUCCUGACUGGGCAGCCAUUUGAUACAAUGAAGGUGAAGAUGCAGACCUUCCCCACCCUGUACAAAGGCUUAACUGACUGUUGCCUGAAGACCUACUCCCAGGUGGGCUUCCGGGGUUUCUACAAGGGCACCAGCCCUGCGCUGAUUGCCAACAUCGCCGAGAACUCCGUCCUCUUCAUGUGCUACGGCUUCUGCCAACAGGUGGUGAGGAACGUGAUUGGGUUGGACAAGCAGGCAAAACUCAGUGACCUUCAGAAUGCGGCUGCCGGAUCCUUCGCCUCUGCAUUUGCUGCACUGGUGCUCUGCCCUACGGAGCUGGUGAAGUGUCGGCUGCAGACCAUGUAUGAGAUGGAGACAUCAGGAAAGAUAGCAGCGAGCCAGAAUACAGUUUGGUCUGUUGUGAAGAGUAUCCUUAGGAAGGAUGGCCCGUUGGGCUUCUACCAUGGACUCUCAAGCACUUUACUUCGAGAAGUACCGGGCUAUUUUUUCUUCUUCGGCGGCUAUGAACUGAGUCGGUCGUUUUUUGCAUCUGGGAGGUCAAAAGAUGAACUAGGCCCUGUCCCUUUGAUGUUAAGUGGUGGAGUGGGUGGAAUUUGCCUCUGGCUGGCUGUAUACCCAGUGGACUGUAUCAAAUCUAGAAUUCAGGUUCUUUCCAUGUCUGGAAAACAGGCGGGCUUUAUUGGAACUUUUGUAAGUGUACUGAAAAAUGAAGGAAUAACAGCCUUGUAUUCUGGACUGAAACCUACUAUGAUUCGUGCGUUCCCUGCCAAUGGGGCACUGUUUUUGGCCUACGAAUACAGCAGGAAGUUGAUGAUGAGCCAGUUUGAAGCUCACUGAGGUUCAACUUGGGAACUGGACCCAAGUACACAUGUUUGAGAGAAUACAGUUCAUCUCAGGGUUUCACAGAGUACAAGAACUAUGUGGAAUUAUUUUUCAUGAGAAUUUCGUGUUUUUGUUUUCCCUUCUUUUACCCUAAAUCUUAAACUUUAUGGAAGGACGUC